GUGAGUUGAUGUGCUGCUCAACCGAACUGACACUGAGAAAAAACCACCGACUGUUUACUGUUACGUUGCAAACAUUAAUCACGUUAAUUGCUAUAGGAUACAUUAAAGACAACUCCUGGUCAAGACUGCAUACCUGCUGAGACCUGCUCGCCUGCCUUCUACACAGAAGUUUGACUUUUUGAAAGUGCAUUUCGUGGGCAUUCGUUUCAGACAGUUUUGGCCCAUCUCAUUAGUGGAGUGUCCGGCCGCUGAGUAUGUCAGUGGCUCUUCUCGUGCGAUAUGCCACACUCGGUGGUUCCCGUGUCUGCUGCAGGGCUGCUCUUGGACUGACCAGCACUCAUCAGGAAGACACGAGACGGGCUCUGCACACUCCAUCGUCUCCCCGAUCCAGCAACUCUCGCUUUGAUCCGGACAGCAGUGGGCGUCCGACUACCUGGGACUCUUUUGGAAUCUGGGACAACCGCAUCGAUGAGCCUAUUUUGCUUCCGUCAAGUAUCCGCUAUGGAAAGCCCAUCCCCAAAGUUAGCCUGUCUAAAGUGGGAUGCGCUUCUCAGAUUGGCCAGCGGAAAGAGAACGAAGACCGUUACCGGCUAUCGCAGAUGACCGAGAACAUCAUGUAUUUUGCUGUGUUUGACGGGCAUGGGGGGGCAGAGGCUGCUGAAUUCUGUCACAAGAACAUGGAAAAGCAUAUUAAAGACAUUGUGGAGGAAGAGGAUAACUUGGAAUUAGUUUUAACCAAAGCAUUUCUUGAGGUGGACAAAGCAUUAGCGAGGCAUCUACACUUUAUUCCAGAUGCCUCUCUGUUGAGUGCAGGCACCACGGCAACAGUGGCCCUGCUUAGGGACGGGAUCGAGCUGGUGGUGGGCAGUGUGGGCGAUAGCCGGGCCAUGAUGUGCCGGAAAGGCAAAGCCCUCAAACUCACCGUGGACCACACACCUGAGAGAAAGGAUGAAAAAGAGAGGAUACGUAAGACUGGAGGUUUUAUAACAUGGAAUAGUCUGGGUCAACCUCACGUCAACGGCAGACUAGCAAUGACACGCAGUAUUGGUGAUUUUGACCUCAAAUCUUCAGGGGUCAUUGCUGAACCGGAGACCAAGAGGAUUUCGUUGCAUCAUGUCCAUGACUCCUUCCUGGCACUCACUACUGAUGGCAUCAACUUCAUUAUGAACAGUCAGGAAAUCUGUGAUGUCAUAAAGCAGUGUAAUGACCCUAAAGAGGCAGCACAGCGCAUAUCUGAGCAGGCUCUUCAAUACGGAGCUGAGGACAACAGCACGAUCAUUGUGGUGCCAUUUGGUGCCUGGGGCAAACACAAGAGCUCUGAUGUGAGCUUCUCCUUCAGUCGCAGUUUCGUCUCCAGCGGUCGCUGGGCCUAAAGAAAAAUAAGACAGAUUGAUGUUUUAAGUCAUGAAGUGACCCGAGUGUGAACUGACUAAUGUGCAGUAUUCUCUUAAUCCAUAUGCUGAGGGACAAUAACGAUAACUCAAAGGAAAAACUCAAAGCAUGCUAACUUGGACUCAUCAGAAUGAUACUGAGCGGUCCGUUUUGCCUAGGAAAGCAAAACAAACAUUGAAAUAAUGUCUAAGACAUUGGGGUUCAAGUUCUCCUGAGGUUGAAGUAUUUGCUUUUCGUCAAUAUUAUUUCUUCCCAUUUUUUGCUCCAAAUCUGUCUCGGUGUAUAGCUUUUUCCGGUUACCUCAGUUCUGGUUUUGGUUUCAUGUUUACAAACACAAAACGACUAAGGACUCUGAUGUGAAUGUAACAUUGGUACUGUUGUAUAAUUUGCCUUAUCCCUCAUAGUGAAAUCAAUGAUGUUAUUUUGAUUUCUCCUUGUGUUCUUUUCAUAACAAGAAUUUUAAGCACUUUCAGAUAUCAGGAGGUUCCAUUCAUAAUUAUUUUCGUAAUUAUUGUCACAGCCUUUGUAGUUUCGGCAGUUGGCUAGAGGCUAUGCAUUUCCUAUGCACAUUAAUUUGCCCAGAUCCACUAAGUAGACAACUGUAUAUACUAAAGUAUGUACUCUUGCGUAAGCACACGUUUAUAUAUCUCUGUGUCUCCUGUUUUUACUGUGAAUAUACAGUACGCUUUAAUGCUUUACUUGCAGUUAAUGGAAAUAUUUUACUAAACAGAAUUUGCCACCCAACUUAAGAUCCAUUUCGCAAAUGAAUCGGUGAUUUUUCUUAUUUGAUAUGCACAUAGUUCUGCUGACUGUAGGAUCAUAACUUUUACACUGUGACUUGUGCUUUAAAUCACAAUGCAUAGAGCAAAGUACUGAUGCUUGUUUUAUGUUAUUUAUAUAAUGUGGACGAUAGACAGUUAACUUGAUAUACAAUUAUGUCGUCGUUUUUAAAUAUUUAUUUUCUUGUUUCAGAGCUAAAGAAUUGUUUUGUUUGAAUUGUGACAUGAUCUUUGUAAUUGCAAACAUUCUGCUUCAACCUAGAAAAGGCUUCGAUCAUAAUCUCUGAUGUCCAGUGAUUAUAUUUUUUUAUUUCUAGAGCCAUACACAUGUGACCUCAGCAUCUCUGUUCGUGUCUGCAUUAACAUUUCGUAUUAAGAUGCUCCUGUUACUUGACACAUUGAUUCUACAUCAGCCUAAAGUGAAGUGGAAUUCAUCAACUUUCAUUCUCUUUCAGCAUUUCUGCUCAUUUUAGACUUAACUGAGUUUGUUUUCCUUUUAAAACAUGCAGUCUUCCUCUAUAAAAUUCAGCAGCACAUGCUGUGGAUGUACCAGUGGUUUCUUUUCUUGUGUAUUGCUCUUCAGUGUGCUUUUGUGUCAAAAUGUGUUCUAUUCAGUGUUACAGUAACUGUGCAUGGACUUGGUUUCAUCAAUCUGUUAAACAGUCAUUUCUUGUUCUAUACAUGGAACUAACUUCUGUAUAGAAAUGCAGUUUGUAAAAAUGAUAAAGCACAGUACAUCUGUUAAUAAAGUUUAACCAGAAACA
Messenger RNA from Myxocyprinus asiaticus (Chinese sucker), 2935 nucleotides. Its product is annotated as protein phosphatase 1K, mitochondrial-like. The transcript has 7 exons. The record is from RefSeq and is a predicted model, not a curated record. The coding region runs from base 255 to 1373 and encodes 372 amino acids. Gene Ontology annotation, molecular function: protein serine/threonine phosphatase activity; cation binding. Gene Ontology annotation, biological process: protein dephosphorylation. NCBI's taxonomy places the organism in Eukaryota, Metazoa, Chordata, Actinopteri, Cypriniformes, Catostomidae.